ACACGCGUGAGAGUGGGCACUCGCGAGCCGAUCCGGAGCUGAGAGAAGAGCAUCGGUUGCGCGGGACCGCAGGAGCGUGGCUGCAGGAGCGUGGCUGCAUCCCGGGAGGACCGGAGAGAGUGAGAGAGACGCCACCGCGGGACUGGAGUCGAGCUCGGCUGCAGGCUGAAGGAUGUUCUCCUCUGUGAAGGCCUAUGAGGGGCAGCAUUACACCACCCUCAAGAGGCAGUGUCAACAGAGUGGAACGCUGUUUGAGGACCCACUGUUCCCAGCUGUGGACGACUCACUCUUCUACCAGGGGAACCGGAUCGGCCAUGUGCACUGGAAAAGACCCGCGGAACUGUGUGAUGAUCCUCACUUGUUUGUGGAUGGGAUCAGUGCCCAUGACCUGCACCAAGGGCAGCUGGGAAACUGCUGGUUCGUGGCGGCUUGCUCUAGCUUGGCUUCGCGAGAGUCACUGUGGCAGAAAGUAAUCCCAGACUGGAAAGAACAGGAAUGGGAUAUCGAGAGGGCAGACUCCUACGCUGGAAUAUUCCACUUCCGCUUCUGGCGGUUUGGGGACUGGGUGGAUGUGGUGAUAGAUGACCGUCUCCCCACCGUGGAAAACCAGCUGGUUUACUGCCAUUCAAAUGACAGCAAUGAGUUCUGGAGUGCCCUUGUGGAAAAAGCAUAUGCCAAAGUUUAUGGUUGCUAUGAAGCGCUAGAUGGGGGAAACACAGCUGAUGCUUUAGUGGACUUCACUGGGGGAGUGUCGGAGCCUAUGGACCUGUUGGAGGGCCAGUUUGCCCAGGAUGAAGUUGCCAGGAACCAGCUGUUUGAGAGAGUGCUCAAAGUCCACAACAGAGAUGGUCUCAUCAGUUGCUCUAUUAGGGCGACCACUGUGGAGGAUAUGGAGGCUAGACUAGAAUGUGGACUGGUUAAAGGCCAUGCCUAUGCAGUGACCGAUGUUCGCAAGGUCCGCCUGGGACAUGGCCUGCUGGCCUUCUUCAAGUCAGAGAAGCUCCAGAUGAUCCGCAUGAGGAACCCCUGGGGGGAGAAAGAGUGGAGCGGACCCUGGAGUGAUAGCUCAGAAGAGUGGAAGAAGGUGAGCAAGAGCGAGAGAGAGAAGCUGGGCGUCACUGUUCAGGAUGAUGGAGAGUUUUGGAUGAACUUUGAAGACUUCGCUCACUACUUUACCGACCUGAUCCUGUGCCGACUGAUAAACACAUCCUAUUUGAGUAUUCACAAGACCUGGGAGGAGGAGGUGAUGAGGGGCACUUGGAUCCAUCGAGACGACCCUCUCCGCAACCGCGCCGGAGGCUGUAUUAACCAUAAAGCCACAUUUCUGCAAAACCCACAGUAUGUUUUUGAUGUGAGAAAAGUGGAAGACGAGGUGCUGAUCUGCCUGCAGCAAAAGGAGCGCAGAGCUACUCCGAAAGAAGGGAAAGGCGAGAACUUGGCCAUUGGAUUUGACAUCCAUAGGGUGGAGUUGAAUAGGAAAUACAGAAUGCACUCAGCCCAGCAGAAGGUGGCCGGUUCAAUCUACAUCAACUCUCGCUGUGUGUUUCUAAGAAAAGAGCUAAAGGAGGGACGUUACGUCAUCAUCCCCACAACUUUUGACCCCUCUCAACAAGGAGAGUUCCUGCUCCGUGUCUUCACUGAUGUGCCUUCAGACUGCAAAGAGUUAACUCUGGACGACCCUCCACAGACAUGCUGGACGGGCAUGUGUGGUUACCCUCAGCUGGUCACACAGGUGCAUGUGUUAAGUGCCGAUGGUCUUCAGGGCCAAGACUCCAAUGGAGCCUCUGACCCGUACGUGAUCAUUACAUGUGAGGGGGAGAAGGUCCGCUCUCCUGUGCAUAAAGACACCCGCAGCCCAAAUUUCGACAUAAAGGGAAUUUUCUACCGCAAAAAGCCAAAGGAGGGCAUUCACAUCGAGAUCUACAAUAAGAACGUCAUUGUUGACACCUUCCUGGGUCAGGUGGUCCUCUUUAGUGACCCUAACGACCGGCAAGAGCAGCACACAGUCUACCUUAAAGACAAGGGCAGUCGCCAAGACAACAACCUUCCAGGCACGCUGACUGAUUCCAGCCACCGUUGGGCCACACCCAGACGCAUCUUUGGAUUCUCUGCGUCACAUUGCUUAGCAACUGCAGUCUGGAGCCUACUGGAGCACAGAGAUGGGUUUUCCAAGUACCGGAGGGCCACCCAGACUAUCUGCAGUGCUAUUUUUACAGUGACGCAGACGGGGAUUGAUCGACGUACUGUAAUAACAAUGCCGGUGCAGUUUGAUGAGCAUUUCACCUUUAUCUUGAGAUUUGAUUCAGUGUGGCAGCGUUUUAGGGUGACCAGAUGUCCUGAUAAAACCAGAGCAGUCCCAUUUAUUUUUUUUGCCAUGUGGACCGAUAAUUGGCUUUUUUAUCGCUAAAUGUUUGAAUUGUUUUAGCUGUAGUUUUGGCAGCCGGUGAUGUGUAGGCUUGAAUGACAAGGUGAGUUGUGAAGUUUUUCAUUCUUUGAUAGAAUGAUGGGAGCCCACAAGCCAUUUUUCCGUUGUUGACAUUAUUAUUUAUCACGUUCAUAUUGUCACCCUGAGAGCGUGUGGGAUCCAAAAGACCAUUAGGAGUUUAUGCAUAAAUCAAAGGAAAACUUUAUCAGUCAUAGUGGUGCCUAUAGGAUCAAGAGCAGAUCUUUGGACCUGCAGAUAUUCUCUGGCUUUACCUCACUCUUGCUCUGAGGAUUUUUGAGACUGUCAAAAUAAGAGUUGGUCUUUCUUAAUGAUUUUCAAUUCAGACUUCGGCCAAACAGCAUGUGCCAUUGUUUGAGAACUGCUGCACGAUUCUCUUGGCUUUUCUCGAUGAUCAUGAACUAUAUUUUAAUUACAGGGGUGAAUGUUAUCACCAGUGUCGUUUCCAAUGGCUACUUGUGCUGUUCCAUCUGAAACUGCUACUGAACUGUUUGUGCACUACAAUGUCCUGUUUAUGCAUCAUGACAAGAUUUCAGUUCCCAUUUUGGCAAAGACAUACAAGUCUACAUCAGUAUUUUUUUAAUGGUUGGAUAUGUUUGAGCAUCCUCAAAGGGCGCUGCAAGCCUUUUAGAAGUGUAACAGAAAUGUCAAGAGAACGUACACAUACAAUUCUUUAUUUUUAUUUUUAUUGACACUUUCCAUCAAUGUGUCUUCUUCUUUAACUUUUUUAUUUGUUUAUUUGAAUGUCAGCUGCACUGCAAACUUUAUUUUUUUGUGUCACAUUGAUCUGUUUUAAAAAAAAUGUGUUUUUCAAUAAUUAUUCAUUAUUCACAACGCUGUUGUGAAGGCCAAAAGAAAUAAGUGUUACCUGAAGCCUGUUUUGAAUUUUCUAUAUUUUGCAUCAAAAAAUGUAGCAUAAGAAUCUCUAAUGGUUAUACUGUAUAAAAAAUGCUGUUGAUAAAAUGUUUCUGAGACUGAGCCACUAACCCAAAAUGGUAUGAUACACAAUGUCUAGUCAUAACUAGAUAUGUGAGGGGGGAAAGGGAGAGAGAGAUAGAAAGAGAGAGUGCUAGAAUGCUGCAAUGUCAAUCAGAUGAACAAUGUUGAAUGACAAGUAUUAUUUAGGAAACAUUCUUGCCCACCAUAUGUGGCCCACACUACUUGAUUUUCUUUAGGGAUGAGUGAAGCUUUUUCUUCGACUUUAUUAGAUUUGAAAAUAAUUGAAUCGAUGUUCUCAACCAAGACACCAUUAUUUUACAUCUCUUGUGCCUGGACAGGCCAGGUAAUGAUGGGUAAAUAGGGGAGUUAAAAAGGUAUUUUAUCUAAAGUGUAAUAAAUUCAAACAGUUAAAUUGCCUUUUUGGCUGCCUAGUUUUUGCUUUUUGGACUUUAAUACAUCCAACUAUAUACAAAAGUAGCCUUGAAUCUAGUUGGUUUCUUUUAAGCCUUGGAAGACAACUUUAUUAUUCAAACUUACUCUUUUCUUGAUUGUUUUUAUCUGAUUUUUAUUAUGUAUUUUUUGCUAAUUAAGAACGCUGUGAGAGAUGCCAACGCACCAGAUUGAGCCAUAUGCAUUUCCAGCUAUAUUUUCUCUCUAGUUUGCCAAAUAACAAGAUAUAAUAAGUGUUGAAGUUCUCAUGCCUUUAAUGCCAAACAAAUUCUGUUUCGUUUUGUUUUAUUCAGUUUGUUUGUUCUCUUUCAUAAUGUGCAAUUUUUUUUCUUCUGAAUUCGAACAGUAAACAGUAAUCCAAAUACUGAUGCAUACUGCAGAUUAAACUCCAGAUUUCAAGCAUUAGCAGCCUGAAUCUGGACCUCAACGGUGCUGCCAUGCAAGAGUAGGUUUACAUUGUAUUGUUUGUUUACACAGCAAAAUUAUUUUACGUCUCACACUGUUUGCAUAGAUAAUGCAAUGUAUGAAAAACACACUUUUGCACGGGUUUGUUGUAAUCGCAAAUUAAGUGUGCAUAACUUUGCGUAAUGUUACAUGUUUUUUCUAGGUUCUCCAUGCAUUAUGGCAUUAAAGUCUUUAAAGUGCUUGUAAUCACAAGACAAACUCAAAUCCUCUCGCAACCACUGAUUUACGUGAUCACAUUGAAUUGCUUUACAUGACUCAUAUUGUAUGGUCACAUUAAAUGACAUUUCCGGCUGUGUUUUGCAGCCUGUGAUCGAUGACAUGGUGUAAUUUGCUAUAAUGUGAUCUACGGGCCUUGACUGCUGCAUGUACUUUACCUGAGUGAACCUCUCUUUUCCAACAUAAGCCGUCACAAAUGCUUUCUCUAAGCAUCUUGAUAGAGUACAGCCUUAAGAACCAGUGAAUGCUUGUGGAGAGAGUCACUUCUAUCUCUCUUUGUCAUUUUUUGACAAGGGUCAUACAUCCAGAGAUUGAGCUUGUGAUACUCUUGUAUUUUUUCUGCUGAUGUUGAACCUUAAACCGGUAUAUAUAUAUAUAUAUAUAUAUAUAUAUAUAUAUAUAUAUAUAUAUAUAUAUAUACAUUUACAUAAUAGGAGUAUUUAAAUAUCUUGCAUGGUAUGAUUCUAUGAAACUUAGAUGCUAUUAUCUUUAUAAUGUGUAUCUUUUAUCAGCAUUUUAUACACGUUUGUUUACUGUUUUAUAUCUAGCUAUUGAAUCUUGUGUUUAGAAAAACAAAAAACAAAUGGACGGACAGACAUACUGACUGAAAAAAAUAUACUGUAUCUUUAUUGACUGUAGGAUUUCUGUAUCUUAUCUCUGUUAAAAUCUGUAUUUAAUUUUGCGUGUAUGUUUCUCUUGGGUUACACUGUGGUUAUUUGAUGUACUUAUUUGAAGUACUCUUUUUCUUUUGUAUUUUGUCAACUUGUGGCAUGACUUUGAAAUAAAAGAUUGAAAUUCUU
Messenger RNA from Triplophysa dalaica, 5313 nucleotides. It is a transcript of the gene capn5b, whose product is annotated as calpain 5b. Bases 173 to 2407 code for a protein of 744 amino acids. Gene Ontology annotation, cellular component: cytoplasm. The record is from RefSeq and is a predicted model, not a curated record. The transcript is spliced from 14 exons. Gene Ontology annotation, biological process: proteolysis. NCBI's taxonomy places the organism in Eukaryota, Metazoa, Chordata, Actinopteri, Cypriniformes, Nemacheilidae. Gene Ontology annotation, molecular function: calcium-dependent cysteine-type endopeptidase activity.